This is a messenger RNA of Cygnus olor (mute swan), 2707 nucleotides long. It is a transcript of the gene USP1, whose product is annotated as ubiquitin specific peptidase 1. The transcript has 9 exons. Gene Ontology annotation, molecular function: cysteine-type endopeptidase activity; cysteine-type deubiquitinase activity. Gene Ontology annotation, cellular component: nucleus; cytosol. Gene Ontology annotation, biological process: regulation of DNA repair; protein deubiquitination. Lineage: Eukaryota; Metazoa; Chordata; Aves; Anseriformes; Anatidae. The record is from RefSeq and is a predicted model, not a curated record. Bases 166 to 2553 code for a protein of 795 amino acids.
CAGCGGGCGGGUGGAGCCCGACGGCCACCAUGCCCCCGCGGUGCCAGCGAGCCUCGCCUUCGACUCCGUGUCGGGCGUUUGAUCCGGGCAGCCCGCAGCGGCUGGGCGCGAGCAGCGCGGCGGGCGGGGGUCCUGGCGGCAAGGUGGCGUUUCCCGGCCGGGAAGAUGCCCGGGGUGCUCCCCAGCGAGAGCGGAGCGGCGUUGCGGGGCAGCCCGUCGAAGCGGAGCCGGCUGUCGCUGAAGCUGUUCCAGAAGAAGGAGGCCAAGCGGGCGCUGGACUUCGCCGAGCCGCAGGACGGCGGCGGGAGCAGCCCCGAGCCGCGGGGAGCCGACGUUGACCAGGUUGUUCCUGCAGCACAGCCUCCGUCGCUUGUCAGCUGUGAGAAGAAAGACAACAUGUUGCCUUUUGUGGGCCUGAAUAAUCUUGGUAACACUUGUUACCUGAACAGCAUCCUUCAGGUGUUAUAUUUUUGUCCUGGUUUUAAAACUGGAGUAAAGCAUUUAUAUAAUAUCAUUUCAAAGAAGAAAGAAUCUUUGAAAGAAGAAGGAGAGCAAAAAGCAGAAAAGGGAAAUUGUAAAGAAGAUCCCCUGGCAAGUUAUGAGCUGAUCUGCAGUCUGCACUCCCUGAUUCUUUCCAUUGAGCAGCUUCAAGCCAGCUUUCUCUUAAAUCCAGAGAAAUACACCGAUGAACUUGCUACUCAGCCACGAAGGCUACUCAAUACCCUGAGAGAGCUCAACCCUAUGUAUGAAGGCUACUUGCAGCACGAUGCCCAGGAGGUUCUGCAGUGUAUCCUAGGUAACAUCCAAGAAACGUGUCAGCUACUGAAGAAGGAAGAAUUGAACAAACUGCCUUUGGAAGAGCCUACAGCUAAACCGGAGGAAAAACUUGACGAAAAUAUCGAGAGCAGUGGAACCGGCAACUCUGCCGAGGAGGAGGACAGUGAGCCAAGUGGCCCUGUGGGAGAGGUGGCCGAAGAUAAGCUGCUGAAAGGAAAUGGGAAAAGAAAAAGUGAUGCCGAAGGUGGCAACGCAAAGAAAAAAUCUAAAGUAUCAAAAGAACAAAUUGCAGCAGAAGAAAAUCAGAGACAAACCAGGUCAAAGAGGAAAGCAACGGGAGAAAAGCUAGAAAAUCAAACUGAGGCCAUUGCCAAGUGCUCCACUGAAAACGAGAGUGCAAAGCCAACACAGAAGAAGUCACGACUUCGAUUAAACUGGUUAAAAUCUUCGUGCAAACAACCCAGUAUUCUGUCCAAAUUUUAUAGUCUGGGAAAGUUAACGACAAAUUUGGGAUCCAAAGACCCAGCGAAAGAAUACGAUGACUGUGAGCUUGAAGAGUCUUCUGUAAAGUGUGAAAAUGGUAAUAAUGUUAAAGAAGAAGGUCAUGAACCAGCAUUUCCUGUGGAAAGCCAUAAUGAGAAAGGAACUGAAAAAGAACCAAAAAAGGAAGGUACGGAGCUGGCUGUUUUUGAACUAGUGGAGAAAUUGUUCCAGGGCCAGUUAGUACUGAGAACAAGAUGCUUGGAGUGCGAGUGCUUCACUGAAAGAAGAGAAGACUUCCAGGACAUCAGCGUUCCAGUGCAAGAAGAUGAACUUUCUAAAACUGAAGAAAGUUCUGAAAUUUCUCCAGAGCCAAAAACAGAAAUGAAGACUCUUAAGUGGGCAAUUUCACAGUUUGCAUCCGUGGAAAGGAUUGUGGGAGAGGAUAAAUAUUUCUGCGAGAACUGUCAUCAUUACACAGAAGCAGAACGCAGUCUUUUAUUUGAUAAAAUGCCUGAAGUUAUAACAAUUCAUUUGAAGUGCUUUGCUGCUAGUGGCUUAGAGUUUGAUUGCUAUGGUGGACUGUCCAAGAUAAACACUCCUCUGCUGACGCCUCUCAAAUUGUCGCUAGAAGAAUGGAGCACGAAGCCAACUAAUGACACCUAUGGAUUAUUUGCCGUGGUAAUGCACAGUGGCAUUACAAUUAGCAGUGGACAUUACACAGCCUCUGUCAAAAUUACAGAUCUUAAUAGCCUAGAGAUAGACAAGGGAAACUUCAUCACUGACCAAAUGUACGAAAUGAUUAAGCCAGAACCACUGAACGAGGAGGAAGCGAGAACUGUCGCUGAAGACUACGAUGACGGUGAAGUCUCUUUUAGAGUCAAUGGGAAUGCACAGCCAGGGAAGGUUCUGAACAAAAAGAACAUGGAAGCUGUUGGACUUCUGGGGGGACAGAAGAGCAAGUCUGACUGUGACUUGUACAAUAACAAACCAGCUAACGCUGAGAAGUUUCUUAAUAUAGUUACUGAAAACAGAAACCCUGAGUCUAGCAAUACUAACGGAAGCGUGGAGUGCAGUACGGAACACAGCGAUCAGAAUGGUGUUGCUUCCAGUGGACUAGAAAACAAAGCUUUGUACGUAUUGCAGAGCCUGAAAGAGUAUGAAGGAAAGUGGCUGCUUUUUGAUGACUCUGAAGUGAAGGUCACAGAGGAAAAGGACUUUCUGAAUUCUCUUUCUCCGACAUCGUCAUCUACAUCAACUCCUUACUUACUGUUUUAUAAGAAAAUUGUAGAGUGAUACUGUAUUUUGACUGUAAAUAUUAAGGAUUUGCAUACACCUAUUGUCUGGUUUGCAUCAGGACUACCUGGAAGAAACAGAUGUUUGGUUUUUUGAAGCUACUAGAUCAUAAAUUUUCUGGUCUUUGCAUUCUGUGUAAGUGGCUCAACUUGAA